Sclerotinia borealis F-4128 is the source of this 1983-nucleotide messenger RNA. The record is from the annotation of a GenBank genome assembly. Lineage: Eukaryota; Fungi; Ascomycota; Leotiomycetes; Helotiales; Sclerotiniaceae.
AUGUCUAUCAACGGGAAUACCAAUAGUUUCACUGUGUUUGAUGGAACAGAGCAUCAGGUAGCCUAUAUAUUUACACCACCCACAUCUGCACCUUCAGAAGACCUACUUCAACGUCCUAAGAAGCGUAGGAAGGUAUCAAUCUUGAAUGAAGCAAAUGAGGGCACUUUGGUGGAGGUCACAUCAUUUGUAGAGAAUGAGAAGAGCACAGGCAAAGUGCCAGUCGGAUUCAUUGUGACUGGACCAAAUAUCGCAUCUCAAGGCUUACUUUUCGAACAACUAUCGGCGAGACUUUCCAACGAAGUUAAUGGCCCCGUUAUUACCCUCAGAUCUGGAGAAUCGUCGAAUCUGAAGGCACUACUCAAGAAGCUUAUAAGAGAUGUUACUCAUCAAAGGUCAAGCGGCGAAGACGAGGAUGACAAUUUCCUCGAGCAAGAUGGCCGUAAACUUCUGAACUAUGAUUUGGAGAUCGUUCAUGGUUAUGUUAAAGUCCACGGGUGUGACAGAGUGAUCGUGGCGUUUCAGGACAGUGAAGCCUUUGACUCUGGUCUACUUGGGGAGGUAAUAUCUUUAUUUGGCUCUUGGCUGGACCGCAUUCCUUUCCUCUUAUUAUUUGGUAUUGCCACAUCCGUCGACUUAUUCCAAAAAAGACUUUCUCGUGUUGCUACUCGAUCUUUACAUGGAGUGCAAUUCGAUGUGGAGCAAACAAGCUCCAUCCUUGAAACUAUAUUUCUAAAAGUCAUAGCUGGUUCCAAUGCGCCAAUACGACUGGGACGAGGCAUUCUAUCGAGUCUCAUGGAACGUCAAAAUGAUCAUGUUCAGAGUGUACAAGCUUUCAUUGGAGCAUUAAAGUAUGCAUACAUGUGUCAUUUUUACGCCAACCCUCUGAGCAUAUUUCUGAGCCUCAAAAAUGACUCUAGUUUGGCGGCGCUCCUCCAACCGGAGCAUUUCGAAGCUAUCAGGAUGUUAUCAUCUUUCCAAAACUAUACCGAACGCCUUGUAGAGCAAGGUAAAUUAGAGCAUUCCAUGGAGUUGAUCACAGAUGAUGAGAUCCUUCUGCAAGAGGCGCAAACUUCGGCCCAAGACAAAGAUCAAGCCGUGCAGAAAGUUCUCCGUGUUAUGCAUGUUAUAAUCACCUCAGCAGUCGAAGCACCAGAGAAGAUUGAUCUUUAUAUGAAAGCAUCGACUGGAUCAUUAAAAAAUUCGAACAUUGUACGUUCAAUUUUAGAUUCAAUCAAACGUGCCAAUCUCGAUGAUUUCCUAAAAAUUGUAGUAUCACUCAUGGGAGCCACAGAAAUUGGAAGUACUGAGCUGGAUCUUGAACCAUGGUCGGAUAUGGAACCGAAAUUCUACCCAGAAAUUGUGGGUAUUUGGGAAGACGCUUUAUCACUCACAAACUCAGAAGCUGGGAAAUCCAUCCGCAGCAGUUACAACAAGUCACUCCGUACCACUAUCAUCUCUCAGAAAGUCCAAAUCAGCCAGGAGAAAUCAGCACUUACCAAACAAGAGAAAGAGUAUACAGCUCUUGUUGACCGCUUGAUUCAAGCCGUACAAGACUUCACGGAUGUGGGCAAACUACAGGACCAAUUUCUCUCCGAGAUUUGGCUCUACGAUCUCAAAUACCCCUACCAAGACGCCUUCACACCAAAGCCCCGUUUCGCAAUCGAGCGAGCCCUAUCUUCGCCCCACGAAUACCUUUCCUGUGCAUGCUGCGACCCUACGAAAGAAGGCGCACUCAUGUCCCAUCCACCUACUGCAAUCCUAUACAAGCUUUUCCUAGAAGCAGGAAACUUAAUCAACAUUUUCGAUCUUUGGACUGCUUUUGUCGCUAACUUGGGACCGGAGUAUGACGAGGGCGAGGAUGGCGAAAGACAGGCUUUGAUGUUGUUUUAUAGAGGACUUGCAGACUUGAAGUUGUUGGGUAUGAUUAAACAGAGUAGGAAGAAGACCGAUCACUUGACAAAAUUAGCAUGGAAGGGAUUGUAA